GUCGCCUGUAGGGGGCGGACGGACGCUCUGUCUCUUCUCUCACGUACGGCGGCGGUGGCGGUGAGGGUGUGGACGUCCCCCAACAUUCAGUACACUGGAGACAACACAACGCUGCUAAUAACUUCUGCUUUCUAACUGCAUAACACCGGAACAGGCGAAUAUAUCUGGGUUUCUGGAGUACCAUUGAGCAUUUCCCAUUGUGUCCCUCACUGUCCCAGAUGAGGGACUGAUGCUGACCAAGACUCUCCUGAAUCCCUCGGGCCACCUCUCUCAACUGCCCCAGUUUAGUUCUGCAUCUGCUUCCACGGGUGCACCUUAAGAGAACAAGAACACUCCAGCCAAAAUGGAUGACAUCUUUACGCAGUGCCGGGAAGGCAAUGCAGUAGCAGUUCGCUUAUGGUUGGAUAAUACAGAGAAUGACCUCAACCAAGGAGAUGACCACGGCUUCAGCCCUCUCCACUGGGCUUGCAGGGAAGGCCGCUCCAGCGUGGUGGACAUGCUCAUCAUGAGAGGAGCUCGCAUUAAUGUCAUGAAUCGUGGAGACGACACGCCUCUGCACCUGGCCUCUAGCCAUGGACAUCGAGACAUUGUGGGAAAGCUGAUCCAGUGCAAAGCGGACACAAAUGCAGCCAAUGAACACGGGAACACACCACUGCAUUAUGCCUGCUUCUGGGGCCAAGACCAAGUGGCUGAGGACCUUGUGACUAAUGGGGCUCUGGUGAGCAUCUGUAACAAAUAUGGGGAAACUCCUCUGGACAAAGCCAAACCUCAUCUGCGUGAACUUCUCAGAGAAAAGGCUGAGAAAAUGGGACAGAACCUGACAAAAAUUCCCUUCAAAGACUCGUUCUGGAAAGGCACCACCAGAACUCGACCUCGCAAUGGCACUUUGAACAAACAUGCAGGCAUUGACUACAAACAGCUCUCUCUCCUUGCUAAAAUAAAUGAGAACCAGUCAGGAGAGCUGUGGCAAGGGCGCUGGCAAGGAAAUGAAAUUGUUGUUAAGGUGCUAAAAGUUCGUGACUGGACCACAAGGAAAAGCAGGGACUUCAAUGAGGAGUAUCCCAAACUCAGGAUAUUUUCCCACCCGAAUGUCCUACCCAUGUUGGGAGCAUGUCAGUCUCCUCCCGCCCCUCACCCCAUCAUCAUCACACACUGGAUGCCUUAUGGCUCCCUCUACAACGUGCUGCAUGAAGGCACCAACUUUGUGGUGGACCAGACACAGGCAGUGAAGUUUGCGCUGGACAUUGCUUGUGGAAUGGCUUUCUUACACACACUUGAGCCCAUGAUCCCUCGCCACUAUCUCAACAGCAAGAGUGUUAUGAUAGAUGAAGAUAUGACAGCCAGGAUCAGCAUGGCAGACGUCAAGUUCUCCUUCCAGUGUCCUGGCAGGAUGUACUCGCCCGCAUGGGUAGCCCCUGAGGCUCUGCAGAAGAAGCCAGAAGACAUCAACCGGCGGUCGGCAGACAUGUGGAGCUUUGCUAUCCUGCUGUGGGAGCUGGUGACCAGAGAGGUUCCCUUUGCUGACCUAUCCAACAUGGAGAUAGGCAUGAAGGUUGCCUUGGAGGGUUUGAGGCCCACUAUCCCCCCUGGCAUCUCACCCCACAUUUGCAAGCUAAUGAAGAUAUGCAUGAACGAAGACCCAGCGAAGAGGCCUAAGUUUGACAUGAUUGUGCCAAUUCUAGAAAAAAUGCAGGACAAGUGAAAAACCUCAUCUCCCCUAUACUGGACAGAUGAAUUACUGGAUAUCUUCCCCCAGAUAUCUCUCUGAUAUGGUGGUGUGGUGCUUACCAGUAUUGCCUUAAACUCUACUCUCUACUGCUGCAUUCAACACCACUGUAGCUUUGCCUUCUGAGAUGAAUCCAGCAGCAGUCACUUCUUUUAUAUUGUGUUUGUUUCAAUGUGCUAAUACGUUUUUAUCAGUGUCCUCAUCUUUGUCACUGAUCCGCUGAUGCUGUCUUUGCAGGAGCUUAAUAUUGACUGUUCAUCUUCUAAUCUGUAAUCAUGUGGACUGAGUACAAUCUUCUUUAAGUGACUGAAUAACCUGUGGAGGUCAGCAUGACAGUCUGCUGCAUUUCCUCAGUGGAUUUAAGGCCUUAUUUUUAUAGUUUUAGAGUUUUAAAGGUAACUGCUCCUUUAGAAUAAAAAACAACAAACCAUAUUAACCAAAAGCUUGUCUUGUGGGAAACUAAGCAUUUAAACAUGAAACUACCGAGAAAAUGUAUAUGAAUUAGUGAAUGAGCCCGUGAGAGUGCGUACUGCAGCAGGGUUGUGCCAUUCAGCUUGGCUGACAUAGUGAUGUGUAGAGCUUGGCCUGUGUUGAGCAUUGGACCCUGACUGUAUCCUGUUCAAAACUGGCCUUUGUUUUGUUUUGUUUUUGUUUUUUCAGUGCAGCAAAAAGUAUUGAUUAUUGCUAUGGGAAGAUGACCUUUAAGAUGCAUUGCAAAUUUGCUGAUUUUCUUUUGUUAAUUACUAUAAUGUAACUUAAUUAACUGGAUUACUCAAAGCUACUACUGUAAUCUAGUUCAUUUUCAUUAUUUUCCCUUCAAAGGUUUUAACCUAAGUUUUAUCAUGAUUUGAAGUCUGCUACCUAUACUAUUAAACAAAGAGUAUAGUCAUCCUGUUUCAAGAUGUCAGUAAGUAUUUGUGCUUCACUCAAGUGUUAUUUUCAUAUCAUUUUUAUGUUGAAUACUUGUAGAAUCAGGAAAGAAAACUGCAACCCAGACUGUCAUCUAUUCGUGGAUAUCUUAGGUACAGGUGUUGUUUUGUUGUGGAGCAUGUGGUCUGCCUUUCCUCCCACUUGUAUGGCUACAUCAGAAGCUAUUGCCACAGAAGGUGACCAGGACAUUAAGGGGUGGUAUUAACAUCCUGCUAAACCAUUGCAUUGUUUUCUCACUUGUUUUUAUUAUUUUGGGGCUUUGGAUUACUUCAGACUUUAUAUCAAUCUCAUGGGUUGUUUCUUCUACCUGCAUCAUUUCUGUGCCUCCACCAGCUUGCUUGUUUGUGCUGAAUCACAGGUUGAAGCCAAAAUUAAAAAUGACUUAUACAAAUGUAUGUAUUUAUAUAUAAGUAUAUUAAAAAGGAAAAAUAUGGGAAACUUGAA
This is a messenger RNA of Lates calcarifer (barramundi perch), 3100 nucleotides long. RefSeq names its product integrin-linked protein kinase. Gene Ontology annotation, molecular function: ATP binding; protein binding; protein kinase activity. Bases 344 to 1702 code for a protein of 452 amino acids. Gene Ontology annotation, cellular component: focal adhesion; stress fiber. NCBI's taxonomy places the organism in Eukaryota, Metazoa, Chordata, Actinopteri, Centropomidae. Gene Ontology annotation, biological process: substrate adhesion-dependent cell spreading; protein phosphorylation; integrin-mediated signaling pathway. The transcript has 13 exons. The record is from RefSeq and is a predicted model, not a curated record.